Colletotrichum graminicola M1.001 is the source of this 2148-nucleotide messenger RNA. RefSeq lists its product as uncharacterized. The transcript is spliced from 2 exons. Gene Ontology annotation, cellular component: cytoplasm; nucleus. The record is from RefSeq and is a predicted model, not a curated record. Gene Ontology annotation, molecular function: protein binding. Lineage: Eukaryota; Fungi; Ascomycota; Sordariomycetes; Glomerellales; Glomerellaceae. The coding region runs from base 1 to 2148 and encodes 715 amino acids.
AUGUCAGCUUCACCUUCCAGCUCGCACGCCACCCAAACUGGUCGUCCUUCGCUGUGGAACGAUUCUUCUGAGCGUAGGUUAGCUAGGCUCUACGUCUACACCACAUUGCCUCUCAAGAAGAUCGUCGAGGUCGUCCAUAAAUCCACCCCCGGAAACAAGGACUGCCCAGGAAAGGACUCGGCCAACAAAAAACUCAACUCGAUACUAGACAAGGAGCCAAGAUGGCUUCACCCGCGAACCCGGACCGAUAUGGACCGUCGCAUACGCGCUCUCGAUAGCUCUCCCACGCGGCAGACCACACCAGAGAACGCAUUCCCGUCAAGUUACUCUAGGUCCGUCUCCUCCGACAUCAACUCGCGGUUGAGCGCAAACCCCGACUUCAAACACGAAAGUGGAAACAGUCCCAACCUGCAUGACUUUCAGCCCUUCCAACACUCUCGUUCUUCGUCUGCCGGCUGGGGUCCACUUGCCGCCGGACCGCUUCCGACUCUGGUGACCAGCGAGUUUGCGUCCGCGCCGCCGCCCAACAUCGGAAUCCAUCGUCAAAGUACUACCUUGACCCUGCAGGAGGUUCUGUCACAGUAUUCUACGGGGUUUAUCCGGCAAGUCGACAAGUUGUUGAAGCGGUAUACGAUGCCAAGCCAUACGAUGCAGAACCGCUCACCCAUGGACGAAGACCGCCCGGGCACCGCCGAUUCUAACCCGGCCUCAUGGAUUUUCGAGGACAAUGCACCGCGAGGAAACUCGGACGCAGGAGCUAGACCGCUUCCCGGCGACUUCCUCAAUUUGCAUCGGCACAUGAACAGCAGGGGCUUCUGUACCGAAGGGCUACCCGAACACGACUCGCGAUCCUGCUUCUGCCACGUCAACAAUGAGCUCACCGAGGAAUCUUGGGUGACCAAGGCGGGCCCGUCGCCAUAUGCUCAACAGGUCCUCCUCUCCGGAGCACCUCCAGACGGAAGACUGGACAGCCGCGAUGCGUUCGGCAACACGAUCCUCCACCUCCUCGCGGCCGGCGACGCGCACCAUGACCACCUCUUCAGAGCUAUCCAGCUAUCGCCAAAUCCGUCGGCGGCAAACAGCGCUGGCCAGACCUUUCUGCACGUUCUCAAUGAUACCUGGUUCUCGCACAAGGCUGAUUCGCUCUUCCGACUCCUCGAAUACUUGAAAUUCGAGAGCUUCUUAUACGUGCGCGAUGUCUAUGGCCGCAACUUCUGUCAUGUUCUUCACUCCAAGGGUUCAGACAUCCUGGACCAGGACACAAAGAACUUCCUCCUGAAGAAGUUCGAUGCCAUGGAGUACUGCCGUCGCGAUGCCUUUGGCAACAUCCCCGAGUCUGCACCGAUUGGACUGCCUGUUCGCCGGGCGUACACUGCCGCUGUCGGCCAAGAGAUGUCCCCAGCGUGGGACUCUCGUACCUCGCGACAGGUUUCAUCGCCCAUUGAACAGCAGGCCGCGCUCCUAAGGCUUGUUAGGGAGGCGUACCAAAAUACAAGAGUUCAAGAUACACAAGGCCGAAAUGGUCUACACUGUCUUGCAGACGCCAUCCUUAGCCAGGACGCUCUGCUGGCUAAAUUUCCUCAGUAUUCCAGCAACACCGGUGCCGAUGCACAACAGCCAACUGCCUCCAGUCGCAAACGCAAGUACAACAAACCCGUCCUCAACAAAUCGUUAUCCGACUCAUCCACCGAUCGCCUUACCGUCCGGGAAAGAAUCGUUGUGGACCUCAUCGAACUCGGAGUAGACCCCAAUCACUACGACAAAUACGGCAACACGGUGCUCAUGGCUUUUGUCGCCCAGCUCCCCGAAGACGACGACUACAAGAAGCCAGUCGAGAUCCUGGAGGUCCUUAUCAAGGCUGGCGCCAACGUGAACGCCCGCAACAGGAACGGCGAGACCGCAUUGCAUAUCGCCGUCCGGAGGGGUAAGAAACUCGCCAUGCGCACGCUGGUGCAAAAUGGAGCGAAUCCCCAGGCGCGCGAUGUUGAGGGUAGGAGCGUACUCGAGGUCGCCGACCGGAUGGUGACGACUUCCAAGCAAAACAUUCAGUACUCCCACUACGAAGCUUGCCAUGCAUGGUUGUCGGGGCAGGCAAAGGCUGUGCAGUUUCCCACAAUACAUCAAGAAUGGGAACUCAGAGAAUUAUGA